Kwoniella botswanensis is the source of this 702-nucleotide messenger RNA. RefSeq lists its product as uncharacterized. Gene Ontology annotation, molecular function: protein-folding chaperone binding. The transcript has 6 exons. The coding region runs from base 1 to 702 and encodes 233 amino acids. The record is from RefSeq and is a predicted model, not a curated record. NCBI's taxonomy places the organism in Eukaryota, Fungi, Basidiomycota, Tremellomycetes, Tremellales, Cryptococcaceae.
AUGUCGAACAAGAAUCUACCCUCACACGAUUACUACCAAUCUCUUACUCACCUUACAUUGAGUGUAUAUAUGAAAGGAUACGGUGUGGAAGGGAUCAAGGAUAACGUGAAAGUGGAAUUUGACACGCGAAAGAUUACGAUCAAUCUUCCUCCCCUUCCCUCUGGUCCAGGAGCCGAAGGAAGGACGAUAAGUUUCGAGCCAUUGUUUGAUGAGAUUGGUACUGAGGGAAGUACGUAUAGAGUAUUGAACACCAAGAUCGAAAUCAAAGUACUUAAAAUCAAUCCUAUCAACUGGCCUUCACUCCUAUCCGAUCCAGAUUCAACAUCAACCGGCGGACCAUCCUCAUCCUCAUCCCAGAGAACUACCAUCGUAUCACCAGCACCAGCUCCUUCAGAAGCUACACCCACUCCCGCUCCUACAACCGAGGUCAAGAAGAAAGAAAAGAAGAAUUGGGAUAAAGUACUGGAAGAUGAACUUGUCGAAGAUCAAUCAGAUGACAAAGACCCUAACUCCGGAGGUGAUGCAGCCUUGCAGAAAUUCUUUUCUCAGAUAUACGGGAAUGCCGAUCCCGAUACUCGUCGAGCGAUGAUCAAGAGUUUCACAGAGAGUGGUGGGACGACUUUAUCGACCGACUGGAGUAAUAUAGGUAAAGAACGUACACCAGUGAGACCUCCUGAAGGUAUGGAAGAGAAGAAAUUGUAA